Messenger RNA from Pyrgilauda ruficollis (rufous-necked snowfinch), 2057 nucleotides. RefSeq names its product methyltransferase like 25 (gene METTL25). The record is from RefSeq and is a predicted model, not a curated record. The transcript has 12 exons. The coding region runs from base 262 to 1875 and encodes 537 amino acids. NCBI's taxonomy places the organism in Eukaryota, Metazoa, Chordata, Aves, Passeriformes, Passeridae.
AUCCAAGGUGAAGUCUCUGACAAAGCACUUAGCUGAGAAAAGGCAGUGUCGUGCCAGAGCAUAUGGAGUGUAGAUAGCUGUCACAUUGCGUUAGCUCUGAAAUCCUACGUUAAAUGGCACCCGAGGCAGGAAAGCGUGUGCAGUGUAAGAGAAGGCUCCACAGAAAGUAGCAUGUGCUUUUUGGCGUAGAAGACAAGCUAAGAUAAUGAUUUGGACUCAGAAAGAGAUUGAAGAGCUGUGAAUUGCUACAUCACUAGCAACAUGUCUCUGUUGGAGCUGAAGACCUCUCAAAAUAUUAACUAUGAUGACAUCUUUUCCAGUGCAUUUUGUGAAAACUCUGAGAAGCUUAUCAAUGUACAUUUGUUUGCCCUGGCUGCUAAGUAUUAUUCUUUGUCCAACCUUGGAGUGUGCACCCCAUUAGAAGAUGUGCUUGAAGCACUGAAAAGAGACAGUGAAGGAGCAACAGGUAUCAAACCAGAUGAGUUUAUGAAUAAUAAGAAAUCACAUGAAGUGCAGGUGAUGUCAGAGCUGGUACACAGCAUAGCAAAUUAUUGUGGGAUAAAGCAGGUGAUUGAUAUAGGUUCUGGAAAAGGCUACCUGAGUUCAUUUUUGUCCAUGCAAUAUAACUUAAAAGUUUAUGGCAUUGACUCCUCAAGCUCCAACACAAAUGGUGCUCAUGAAAGAAAUAGAAAAUUGAAGAAACACUGGAGAGCAUAUCAGAGUCGAGGAAAAGAAAGCCUUAAAAGACAGAGUUUGGAAAUGGCAAAUGACAAGCCAGUGGAAAAUGAAAUUAAUUGUAAAACAAUCAAUGAAGAACUCUUAAAUAAUGCCAAUAGUCUUCAAAAUCAGGGCCAAGUGAUUAUCCAAGAUUUAGUUCCUUCUUGUAGUUUCACAGAAACAGCUACACUCAAAAUCAACACAGAAACUGAAGCUGAUGUAGUGACUGGGACACAAUCUCAUGAGACCAAACUUUCUGAAGAGGUUCUUGCUAUUCUAAAUGUUCUUCCUGUUGAUGCUGUGGAAGAUUUUUCUUCAUCUCAUUGUAACUGUGGGGAACCCUGUGAAGAGGAAAAAGUACAAAGAAAAAUGACAUCUCUCAAGACUAAAGCAAGAAAGUCAAGUGAAUCGAACCUGUAUUUUCCAUUGACCUCUUGCAUCACUGCAGAAACAGAACUCAAUGACAUCAUAACAGAUCUGGAGGACUGUAUGAUGGUUGGUCUACAUACAUGUGGAGAUCUUGCUGCAAAUACAUUACGAAUUUUUACUGCCAAGCCUGAAAUCAAAGCCGUUUGCAGUGUGGGCUGCUGCUACCAUCUGUUGUCAGAACAGUUUGAAAACCAAGAAGAAUGCCACGAUCAAGUCUGGGGAUUUCCCAUGUGUCAGUACUUGAAGGACAAAGGCUGGUGCUGUGGUCGCAAUGCUAGGAUGUCAGCAUGCUUGGCUUUGGAGAGAGUUGCAGUUGGCCAAAUGCUGCCUACAGAAUCAUUGUUUUAUCGAGCUGUUCUUCAGGUUAUUAUAGAAGAAAUUUAUGGUGUCACCAAAAGUGAUCGACAUGUUGGAAAAACCUUCUCCAAAUCAUCCUCCUUCAUAGAUUAUGUCAGACGGUCUCUGAAAAAGCUGGAACUGGAUGAUUCAAAGCUCCCAGACAGCUGUAUAAUGGAUUACUAUGAAAAGUACAAGCACAGAAUGAAUGAGCUUGAAGCAUUUAACAUGUUGAAGGUUGUUCUGGCUCCUUGCAUAGAGGUUUUGAUACUCCUGGAUCGUCUUUGCUACCUCAAGGAGCAGGAAAACAUUGCCUGGUCUGGUCUUGUGAAGUUAUUUGAUCCUGUGAAGUCCCCGAGAUGCUAUGCAGUUAUUGCUCUGAAGAACCAGUAAUGUUCUUAAGUGGUAGCAAAUUGAAAAGAGGUUGGAAAUUCUGAACUGAUAAUGCUGUUUCCUCCCUUUUACUCUGUUAUUUUUAAUAGAUUCCUCAAGUACAAUGUUUGCUUUUCAGAUGCAAAAGAAAAAAGUGCAAUGCCUCUUUGAAUCUUCAGAAAUAAAUAUCUCCUUUAUAAAUA